Magnolia sinica is the source of this 1421-nucleotide messenger RNA. RefSeq names its product F-box protein PP2-A12-like. The record is from RefSeq and is a predicted model, not a curated record. Lineage: Eukaryota; Viridiplantae; Streptophyta; Magnoliopsida; Magnoliales; Magnoliaceae. Bases 312 to 1238 code for a protein of 308 amino acids. Gene Ontology annotation, molecular function: protein binding. The transcript has 4 exons.
UUAUUCUUUUCCGCGACACGAAACCAAGACAUAGAUAACACGUCCUCUGUUGAAAUCUCUCUCCAGCGGAAAACAAAAGAAAAUCGAAUGGAUGUGUGUCCGUUUCCAAGAAGAAGCAAAUGGAGAAGAAUAAACAAUCUCCCUUCCCUCCUCUUUAGCAUCCCAUCCCUGUUUUAUACUUCCAAAUCUCUAAAAUUCCUCACUUAUCCCACCUGAAAUACCUCGCUCUUUCAUUCUUUCUCUCUCUCCCUCUCUUUCUCUCUCUCUACAAUCAGAGGAAAACGGAUUUAGGGUUAGAGUUUUUUGUUUCUAUGGGGGUUGGCAUUUCUAGCUUGACAUCAGCAGCAGGAGAAGGCGAUGGCUGUCUCAAACCAGGGCUCGGCGACGUGCCGGAGAGCUGCGUCGCGUCCGUUCUCAUGCAUCUUAGCCCUCCCGAGAUCUGCCGGUUGGCGAGGCUGAACCGCGCUUUCCACGGCGCGUCGUCGGCGGACUUCGUUUGGGAAUUGAAGCUUCCUGGAAAUUAUCGGUAUCUUGUCAACAAGCUGUUAGAUGAAGUUCCGGAGAAUUUUGGGAAGAAAGAGAUCUAUGCAAGGCUCUGUCGGCCGAAUCCCUUUGAUGAUGGCACAAAGGAGGUUUGGCUGGAGAAGGGAACGGGAAGGAUUUGCAUGUCGAUUUCUUCAAAGGCGUUGUUGAUAACUGGGAUUGAUGAUCGGAGAUACUGGAAUUACAUUCCGACCCAAGAAUCUAGGGCACAUGUCUGUAGUAUCUGGCCCGCUCAUCAGAACAUGCCCAAAAAUCAAGAAGAUCCACUCAUCAGAUUCCACACUGUGGCGUAUCUUCAGCAGAUCUGGUGGUUCGAGGUAGACGGAGAGGUCGAGUUCCAAUUCCCAGUGGGGACCUAUAGCCUUUUCUUCAGGCUUCAGCUGGGCCGGACCUCCAAGAGAUUUGGCCGUAGAGUCUGUAACCCUGAACACGUCCAUGGGUGGGAUAUAAAGCCUGUUCGUUUCCAGCUAUCGACAUCUGAUGGUCAGCAUUCUCAAUCCCAGUGUUACCUAGACGAACCUGGGAACUGGAUCAACUACCACGUCGGAGAUUUUGCUGUCGAGAGCUCUGAUGCUCCGACAAAGGUCAAAUUCUCAAUGACCCAGAUUGAUUGCACCCAUACAAAGGGGGGCCUCUGUGUAGAUUCUGUGUUGAUAUACCCAAGUGAGUCUAGAGAGAAGAGAAAGCUUUGUUGAGUUGCAGAUGUCUUUGUAGCAUAAUUACUUGGUUGCUCAAAAGGCAUGAUCAAACCCAGGGUAGGGUUUUUUUGUUUUCCUUUUCUUACUUUUUUUUUUUCCUUGGGUGUCCAUGGAGAAGCAUUUGUAUGCAUAGAGAUGUACAUAUGUUCCUUUUUUAUUUGUUGAUUUCCUGAAUGAGCA